Molecule: messenger RNA, 1261 nt
Organism: Harmonia axyridis
Lineage: Eukaryota; Metazoa; Arthropoda; Insecta; Coleoptera; Coccinellidae
Product: sulfotransferase 1B1-like
Exons: 8
Coding region: 100-1224 (374 amino acids)
Biological process (GO): sulfation
Cellular component (GO): cytoplasm
Molecular function (GO): sulfotransferase activity
Source: RefSeq, a predicted model, not a curated record
UACUACGUACUAGUGAUUAUUUGAAGUAAAAACAUAAUAGAACUUUCUCCAUCUACCUGCAAUUACUUCACAUAACAAAAAAGAUUAUGGUUAUUGAAGAUGGUGGGAUCAAAACGAAAGAAAGCGCUAGCGGAAAUGUUAAAAACGGAAAAUGAAUACAAUGAAGUGUUCGGUAAGAAUCUUUUGGAGAAAAAAGAAAAACUGGAUAAAGAGUUUCCUUUUGAAAUAAAGAAAGUGGAGGAAAGUGUAAACAAGCAAUUACUUCAAGAUUUCACAGGAGAACGCACAGGAUUCGUUCAAGUAGGGAAGAAAAAAUGGUUUUUUCCGAGCGGCUUCAAAGAUCAAGCAGCCAGCUUCUACAAUUUUGAAGUAAGAGAGAGCGAUGUUUGGAUUGUUACUUUUCCAAGAUCAGGUACCACUUGGACCCAGGAAAUGGUUUGGUUGUUGGCCAACAACUUGGAUUACGAGAAGGCAGCGGAAGUUCCUCUUGUAGCCAGGUUCCCUUUUUUGGAAUUCAGCUGUUUCGUACAUUCAGAAUUGAAAGCCGAAUUUCUGAAGGAAAAUGUGGAUUCAGUUUCGAAAAGGCAAAUGAUUGAAGAGAUAGCCGAGCCUAUAUGCGAUUAUUUGGACAAAUUUGAAGGAAGGAGGUUUAUCAAAACACAUCUGCCGUUGAGUUUGUUACCAAAGAAUCUUUUAACUGCCGGUUGUAAGGUAAUUUAUAUCGCAAGGAAUCCAAAAGACGUUGCUGUGUCGUUUUACCAUUUAAAUCGACUAAUAAGAACUCAAGGAUAUAAAGGAGACUUCCAAACUUACUGGGAAUACUUUCAGAACAAUUUACAACCAUGGACUCCUUACUGGGAUCACAUCAUAGAAGCUUGGAACUUAAAACACGAAGAAAACUUACUUUUUAUGUUCUACGAAGAAAUGGUCAAGAACACUAAACAAGCAAUUCGAACAGUUCAGAACUUUCUCGGUACAAACUAUGAUGAACAAGAACUAAACACACUGCAAGAACACCUUAAAAUCGAACACUUUCGAAAUAACAGUUCGGUAAAUUUCGACGUCUUGAAAAGUUUAGGAAUUCUUAUCACAGGAGAACAAGAAUUCAUCAGAAAAGGUAAAAACGGAGGAUGGAAGGACAAAUUCGACAAAGACCUAAACGAGAAAGCCGAUAGAUGGAUCGAAGAAAACCUGAAAAGAACUGAUUUGAGGUUUCCAGAUUGAAUUACAGUUUUAAAGUUUAAGUGGAAAUGUAAUUUAA